ACGUGGUUUCGACGUCACUCCUGUCUCCGGUAUUGCGUGUCAACAUGGCGGCUUCCAUGGCUUCCCAGGCUGCAGUUAGAGGACUGAGGACAACUGCGACAAAGCGCGUCCUGCUGGACAAGCUACAGUGCAGCUGGCUGACGCCCAGGAGAUGGCUGAACCUACAGGAGUACCAGAGCAAGAAGCUGAUGCAGGACAGCGGCGUGGCGGUCCAACGCUUCUACGUGGCCGACACAGCGUCUGAGGCGCAAGAGGCGGCAAAAAGACUCAAUGCCAAGGAAAUAGUCCUGAAAGCUCAGAUUCUGGCUGGUGGGAGAGGCAAGGGUGUGUUCGACAGUGGCCUCAAAGGGGGAGUGCACUUAACUAAGGACCCCGCAGUUGUUGGCGAGCUGGCUAAAAGGAUGCUCGGCUUCAACCUGAUUACCAAGCAGACGCCCAAAGAUGGAGUGAAAGUGAAAACGGUGAUGGUCGCUGAGGCUCUGGAUAUAAGCAGAGAGACGUAUUUUGCCAUCCUAAUGGACCGGGCCUGUAAUGGUCCAGUAAUGGUGGGAAGCCCCCAGGGAGGGAUGGACAUCGAAGAGGUGGCCGCCUCCACCCCAGAGCUCAUCUUUAAGGAAGUCAUAGAUAUAUAUAAAGGCGUGCAAGACGACCAGGCGCUUCGCAUGGCAGCUAAUUUGGGUUUCAAAGGACCUCUGCAAAGACAGGCAGCGGAUCAGAUUAAGAGGCUCUAUGAUCUGUUCCUGAAAGUCGACGCCACUCAAGUUGAAGUCAAUCCGCUCGGAGAGACUCCCGAAGGACAAGUGGUCUGCUUUGAUGCCAAGAUCAACUUUGACGACAACGCCGAGUUCCGUCAGAAAGAUGUGUUCGCCAUGGAUGACAUGACGGAGAGCGACGCCACGGAGAUGGAGGCAGCCAAGUGGGAUCUUAAAUACAUCGGAAUGGACGGAAACAUUGCCUGCUUUGUGAACGGAGCCGGUCUGGCCAUGGCAACAUGUGACAUCAUUGACCUCCAUGGAGGAAAGCCGGCUAAUUUCCUGGACCUCGGGGGCGGUGUCAAAGAGAGGCAGGUGUAUGAGGCUUUUAAGCUGCUGACUGCUGACCCAAAGGUAAAAGCUAACUGUCAACAAAAGUGGUUUGCUUCUCUUUCUCUCUCACAGCUUCACCACAUGAAUCAAGCCCAUCAGUGA
Molecule: messenger RNA, 1187 nt
Organism: Xiphophorus maculatus (southern platyfish)
Lineage: Eukaryota; Metazoa; Chordata; Actinopteri; Cyprinodontiformes; Poeciliidae
Gene: suclg2
Product: succinate-CoA ligase GDP-forming beta subunit
Exons: 9
Coding region: 45-1187 (380 amino acids)
Biological process (GO): succinyl-CoA metabolic process; tricarboxylic acid cycle
Cellular component (GO): mitochondrion; succinate-CoA ligase complex
Molecular function (GO): ATP binding; metal ion binding; succinate-CoA ligase (GDP-forming) activity
Source: RefSeq, a predicted model, not a curated record